Molecule: messenger RNA, 2469 nt
Organism: Daktulosphaira vitifoliae (grape phylloxera)
Lineage: Eukaryota; Metazoa; Arthropoda; Insecta; Hemiptera; Phylloxeridae
Exons: 10
Coding region: 237-2072 (611 amino acids)
Source: RefSeq, a predicted model, not a curated record
UGAGUUUAUAAGAUCUAUGGUGUAUUUAAAUAAAAGUGAUAACGAAUCGUACCGAAUUAUUUUACAAAAUUGAAAUCUCUUAUUCAGUUACACAUAUAACAUUUUCUUAAAUAAAAAUGAGAAACUAAAUCAAGUAAAAUAUUUGAUAGUUACGUUUUCUCAUAUUUUUAUUUUCUUAAUCUUAUUUAUUAAUUGUGAAAUAAAGUUUAUUUAUUUAAUAGGAAAUAAUUCCAAUAAUGAGUGUUAAAAUUGUGCAGUAUUUUGAAUAUACAACUAAAUUUAAUUCAGCAGUUCUUGUUGAUAAUUCAUUUGUGUUUUCUACUAAUGAUGGAUUUUUGAUUACAGAAAUUCAGUCUGAUAUUUUUAGACCAACAGCUGAUUAUAAAGUAUUACGUACCAUGUUAGCAUACUCAAAAGCUAAGCCAUUUGAAGAUAAAAAUUAUAACUUUGUUCGUUUCCAAAGACCAGUUUCUUGUAGUGAAAAAAACAUUAUGGCUUUUAAAAAUUAUCAUAAAUGGAGUAUUAUUUAUAUGACUAAUAAUAGCAAUAUUGUUUUUUUGGAAAAGUGUAAUGGCAAAUGGUUAGAAAAAUUAAGUGACAUUCCACAAAAAUGGUUUUUAUUAAAAAUAAAAGAUUUAGAUAACAAAUUAAAUCUAGAAAACAUGAAUCCUAGAAAUGAAAAUACUAUAUUGAUUUAUAGUCGUGAUCGAGAAAAAGAAAUAUUGAUUAAAAAUUUUGUUUGUACUCAUCUACUUAAAAUUGAUAAUGGAGACUUACACUAUGGGACGAUAUGUUGUCAUUUAAAUAAUUCACUUACAUUCUGGUCAAGUAUUAAUGAACAUUCAACAUUUCUUAAAGAGUUUAAAUAUUGUUAUUCAUGUACAACUGUUAAAUAUGUUGAAUGGUUUCAAGUUUCAAAUUCACUGUCUUGGUUGAUGGUAUUUUUAAAUAAUGGCCAAAUUUAUGUUCAUGAAUUUGUUGAUUAUCCUAAUGUUGAAAAUACUUUUAUAUUAUGGUCAAAUGAAGAUCAUGUUAUAACAAAAAUGGCAUUUAUUAUAUUUGUUUUGUAUUCAUUGACAAAAAAAGAAAUAAUAAAAAUUAAAAAAGAAACUAUUAAAAAAACAUUAGUUAUACCAGGUUUUACUGUUUUAAAUGAAAAAAAUUUAAUAAUUUUGGUGACUGAUGCUGGAAAAUUUAUUAGUAUACAGUUAACAAUAUCAGACACUGAUUUUUCUUAUGUACUACUACCAAUAACAAAUGACUUUAAUGAUCAAGUACAAAACUUUACCUGUACAUCAGCUGUAUUCUCUCAAAAUAAAUGCACUUGUGUUCUCUCUUUUGAGUAUAACAUAGCUAGAUACAGUAAAAAAGAUAUUCUUAAGAAAAAUAAAUUGUUAUUUUGUGUAAUUCCUGAAAGUUUAAUUGAACUUGAACAAAAAAUUUUAUCUGUUGAAAAUGAUUCAUACAGUAGUGUGAUUGAUUGCAUAGAAACUUUAAGGGUUAACAGAAUGAAUGAUAUUUUUGGAGAACAAUUAUAUUUAGAUCGCAAGUUCCUUGAUACUUGUUCAACGAAUGAUUUAAAACUUAUAUACUGGAAAACAGCAUUUAAAAACGAAAAAAAAGAAAAUGAAGAAAGUCUUCUAUCUGAGUUACAAACUCUAGUUCAUACCCGUUUUUUAAUUGAACGCUUUGCUGUUAAUAACAAUUUUGCUACUAAUACAGAAAAAUAUUACAGCCGUGUAAUGCUCACAGAAUAUUUCAAAAAAAUUCCAAAAGAUUAUGUAAAUGUGAGAAAGGAUGCAACUAACUUAAUAAGUUUGCUAAAAGAAAUCAAACAUACACAUUCUUGUAGUACUUGUCAUCGAAUUUUAACAUCUUUCACAGAUUUUCGUAUGUUUAUAUGUGAACAAAAUCAUAAAGAACUCAGGUGCCCAGUAACAUUAGGACCUCUUGGUGUACCAUAUCUAGUCUGUUCAAUGUGUUCUACAAUGGCUAAUAAAAAAUUAAGUAAUGAAAAAUGUGUUUGGUGUUUUGGAAAAUACACUCAGAAUGAAUUGCAGUUUUAUACAUAAACUACAUAUAUUCAAAAAUUAUGUAAUUAUAGCUUUUAAAAAUUGUAACUAUUUAUAAUUUUGUAUAUACUUAUUUGUUUUAUAUGUAUAGAGUGAAAUAAGAUAAAUAUAAACAAAUUGAGUUAAAAUCAUAAAUUCAUUAUUACUCAAGGCAUACUUCCAGAACAAAUUUUUUUGAUGGGGAACUAUUAAAAAAAAAAAAAAAGAGAUUCAUAAAAAAUAAUAAUUCUUAUUUUGGGAGGGGCCAUUGUUGUUAUAUCCACAUCUCUUCCUUGUGUCCACAUAUGUAUUACUAUAAGAAUGUUUAGUAGGUAUAGCUUUAGAUUAAAUAUUCUAUUUCUUUAGUAUAUACUUUUUUUGUUUAUCAAUAAUAAAAACGUUGGCACUUCUGUUUUAA